Messenger RNA from Tetrahymena thermophila SB210, 1080 nucleotides. RefSeq names its product von willebrand factor type A domain protein. The record is from RefSeq and is a predicted model, not a curated record. The transcript is spliced from 3 exons. NCBI's taxonomy places the organism in Eukaryota, Ciliophora, Oligohymenophorea, Hymenostomatida, Tetrahymenidae.
AUUAAAAUAAUAUAAAAGUAAAUAAUUAAAUAAAAAAAUAAAAUAUAAAAAAUGGAGAUUGGAUUUAAGUAAAGAGAAUAAACUGAUUGCACUGAUUCCUCGAGCAAUUCAAAGUAAGAAACUGCUUCUCAAAAAAGACUCAAAAAUUUUGAAGUAACUGAUUCUGAUAGAGAAGAUUAUCAUAAUCUUGUAGAUAUUCUAUUUGUUAUUGACACUACAGGAUCCAUGUCAUGGUGUUUCUAAGAAGCAAAAAAUACAGUAAAAGACAUAGCUGAAAUGUUCAAUAAGUAAGAAUUCGAUAUAAAAUAUGCAUUGUGCUAAUAUAGAGAUCACCCACCUUAAGAAUCAUCUUUUGUUUACUAACACAAUGAUUUAUAAGGUUCUUAAUCUAUGUAAGGUAUUUUAGGAAAUCUACAAGCUUAAGGAGGUGGAGAUGGUCCUGAGGCUGUUAUGGAUGGAUUGUAUGAAGGAAUUAAUAAAACUAAUUGGAGAAAAGAUCAUGAUGGUACAAUUUCUAAAAGAUUUAUUUUCCAUAUUUGCGAUGCUCCUCCUCAUGGAAAUUUAUAUGGAGGUUACUCUUCCGAUUAAAAUUGGCAAAAAAAUGGAUGUCCAUGUGGCAUUACUGCAGAAAUGAUUAAAAACUAACUAGAAGAAAAAUAAAUUACUUAUAACUUAAUUGAGUGUGGAGGAAUAUGUAAAAUGGAAGAAGUAUUUAGAUCAGUAUUUGGAAAAAGAUUUGAAGAAACUAUCCAUAUAUCUUAAAGUUAAAUUUAGCAAUAAUAAUGCUCAUUUUCUUACUCUUCUGUUCCUGGUAGUUUUGGAGCCUUUCCCUCCUCUAUACCUGUACCUCUAAAUGUAGCAGCUUCGCAUGUACCUAAACCUUAAUCAAUGCUUUCUGAUGGCCAUUAUUUUAUAGGAUAUUCUUUAGGAUUUUCUGGUCCUGCUCAAAUGACCUAACCAGUUACUGCAAGCUUUAGUGGGUUAUUUUCUUCCCCUCCAUAAGCUCCUUAGUAACAACAACAAUAACAAAAUUUAUACAGCCAUUAAGUACAAUAAAAUUUAUUAAGAAAUCUAAAAUGA